Molecule: messenger RNA, 351 nt
Organism: Papilio polytes (common Mormon)
Lineage: Eukaryota; Metazoa; Arthropoda; Insecta; Lepidoptera; Papilionidae
Product: cyclin-dependent kinase 2-associated protein 1-like
Exons: 1
Coding region: 1-351 (116 amino acids)
Cellular component (GO): cytoplasm; nucleus
Source: RefSeq, a predicted model, not a curated record
AUGGAGGCGAUGGAUAUACAGGCUGUUGAGUCAAAAUUGAGUGAUGUAACGGUGACCGCGAUACCUAUGACCAGUAAGAACGUGCACAAGGACAUAGGACAUAGUGGGAACAGCCACGCAACAAUCUCCACGGUGCCUGCCGCUUCUCCUUCGUCGAUCGGUAAAGACAAGGAUAACGGUAUGUCAAAAUAUGCUCAGUUGUUAGCAGUUAUUGAAGAAAUGGGUAAGGAAGUGAGACCAAGCUAUUCAGGCAGUCGUAGUUCAGCGGAGCGUCUAAAACGAGGCAUUGUUCACGCGCGUAUUCUUGUCAGGGAGUGCCUGAUCGAGACUGAGAGGUCAGCUAGACAGUAA